This is a messenger RNA of Manihot esculenta (cassava), 2891 nucleotides long. RefSeq names its product chloride channel protein CLC-c. The transcript has 7 exons. The record is from RefSeq and is a predicted model, not a curated record. Gene Ontology annotation, biological process: chloride transport; transmembrane transport. Gene Ontology annotation, molecular function: voltage-gated chloride channel activity. Bases 338 to 2674 code for a protein of 778 amino acids. Gene Ontology annotation, cellular component: plant-type vacuole membrane; intracellular membrane-bounded organelle. NCBI's taxonomy places the organism in Eukaryota, Viridiplantae, Streptophyta, Magnoliopsida, Malpighiales, Euphorbiaceae.
CAAAAUAGAGUAUUAUUAUUAUUACCAAGAGUCGGUUUCGUCGAGAGAGAUCGUCCAAGGGCAAGCAAAGAAAAGAAGAGAAGAGAAAAGAAAAGAAAAUACAAAGAAAGAUUCCAAUUUAUUUUCUUAUUUGAGCCCAUUUGAGUUGUUGACACCAUUUCAGGAAGGGAUCGAGUUAUAUUAAGCAAAUAGCUGUAAACGCUUUCUCUGAAUAGCUGCAGAUAUAUAUAGAUAGAUUAUAGAAAGAGAAAGGAGAAGGCUUUUGGAGAAGAAAGAUUUCUGGGAAGAUUUUAUUUAUAGGUAUUUUUAUUUACAGGAGAGAAAGAGGGAGAGAAAAAUGGAGGGAGGGAGAGAGGUGAAGCUGGAUUAUUCAAGAGAGGGAAGUGAUAUAGAGAUAGAUCAUGCGUCAUCUGGAGGAAGCACAGAGGCUAAGGAAUUCAAUUCAAUGAGAGAGCCACUUCUUCUCAGGAACAGGAAAAAUACUACCUCCCAGAUUGCAAUAGUUGGUGCCAAUGCUUGCCCCAUUGAGAGUCUUGAUUAUGAGAUUUUGGAGAAUGAACUUUUUAAACAGGACUGGAGGACUAGCAAGAAGGUUCAGAUAUAUCAAUAUGUUUUUCUCAAGUGGACAUUUGCCCUCCUUAUUGGGUUAGGUACAGGACUUGUUGGCUUAUUCAAUAACCUUGCUGUUGAGAACAUAGCUGGUUUCAAAUUUCUGUUGACUAGCAGUCUCAUGCUUGAGAAAAAUUAUUAUCUUGCAUUUGCUGCAUAUGCUGGUUGUAACAUGAUUCUGGCCAUUGCUGCUGCUGUCCUCUGUGCUUAUGUUGCUCCUGCAGCAGCAGGGUCAGGCAUUCCAGAGGUUAAAGCAUAUCUGAAUGGUGUAGAUGCCCCAUCUAUUCUUGCUCCUACUACUCUUUUUGUUAAGAUUUUUGGAUCCAUUUUUGGAGUUAGUGCUGGAUUUGUUGUUGGUAAGGAAGGACCUAUGGUCCACACUGGUGCUUGCAUUGCCUCCUUACUUGGACAGGGUGGUUCUCGCAAGUACCAUUUAACAUGGAAGUGGCUGAGAUAUUUCAAAAAUGAUCGGGACCGAAGAGACUUGGUCACUUGUGGUGCUGCUGCUGGUGUGGCAGCUGCUUUCCGUGCUCCUGUUGGUGGUGUCCUAUUUGCCCUUGAAGAAGCUGUUUCAUGGUGGAGAAGUGCUCUGCUUUGGAGAACUUUCUUUACAACAGCUGUUGUAGCAGUGGUGUUGAGAGGCUUCAUAGGGUUUUGCCGUACUGGAAAAUGUGGGCUAUUUGGGGAAGGAGGUCUGAUCAUGUUUGAUGUAAGUUCAACAAAAGCCACUUACGACACACUUGAUCUUCUGGCAGUUAUAUUCCUCGGAGUUGUGGGAGGAAUUUUUGGAAGCCUCUACAAUUACUGUAUUGACAAAGUCGUCCGCACUUAUAGCAUCAUCAAUGAGAGGGGUCCUUCAUUCAAGAUUCUGCUCGUGAUCAUCAUUUCCCUUUUGACCUCAUGUUGCUCCUAUGGCCUCCCAUGGCUCGCACCAUGCAUUCCCUGUCCUGCUGACCUGUCAGAGCUAUGCCCCACUGAAGGUCGUUCUGGAAACUAUAAAAAUUUCCAGUGUCCACCAAACUCUUACAAUGACCUUGCUUCCCUCUUUUUCAACACCAAUGAUGAUGCUAUACGCAAUUUGUUAACACCUGGCACUGAAAAGAGAUUUAAGCUCCCCACCCUUCUGGUUUUCUUUUUUGCUACUUACGGCCUUGGCAUAAUUACUUAUGGCAUUGCUAUUCCUUCUGGACUUUUCAUCCCUGUCAUUCUUGCUGGGGCCUCCUAUGGUCGCCUUGUUGGAAACCUGCUUGUUCCCCUCUCUAGUCUUGAUGUUAGUCUGUUUGCCCUCCUUGGAGCUGCCUCUUUCCUCGGGGGGACCAUGAGGAUGACGGUUUCUCUCUGUGUCAUACUUCUUGAACUCACUAAUGAUCUAUUAAUGCUUCCUUUGAUGAUGCUUGUUCUCCUCGUUUCAAAAACUGUAGCAGACAGUUUCAACAAGGGAGUUUAUGAUCAAAUAGUGAAGCUGAAAGGAUUACCUUACAUGGAAGCUCAUGCCGAACCAUACAUGAGAAAUUUAGUUGCAAGUGAUGUAGUAUCUGGCCCGUUAAUUGCAUUUUCUGGGGUAGAAAAAGUAGGGAAUAUAUUACAUACUUUGAAAAUGACAGGCCAUAACGGAUUCCCUGUGAUUGAUGAGCCGCCUUACACAGAUGCUGCAGAGCUGUGUGGACUUGUUCUAAGGUCUCAUCUGCUUGUGUUGCUUAAAGAAAAGACGUUUACCAAGGGGAGGAUGAUGAGGAGAUCAGGCAUUUUGAGCAUGUUUAAAGCACAUGAUUUUGCCAAGGCAGGUUCAGGCAAGGGGGUCAAGCUUGAGGAUCUCAACAUUUCAGAGGAGGAGAUGGAGAUGUAUGUGGAUCUCCAUCCCAUUUCGAAUACAUCUCCAUACACUGUGAUUGAAACCAUGUCUCUAGCUAAAGCUGCUGUGCUCUUCCGUGAGCUUGGCCUCAGACACCUGUGCGUUGUACCAAAGACACCAGGGAGGCCUCCAAUCGUCGGAAUUCUUACGAGGCAUGAUUUCAUGCCGGAGCACAUAUCAGGGCUUUAUCCGCAUUGCAAAACCCACAAGUAAAGCAAACACAGAGCAAUGAGAUCAAUUGCUGCCUUCCCCAUUCAUUUUUAUUGUGCCAUUGUCAAAAUGCUGUUGCUUUGUUGUUGCCCUUUUGAAUUUCUGGAGUUCUUUUGUAUGUACCAUAAUGUAUUUUGUGGAUUAACAGUGAAAAUUCUAUAUGCCUCCUUUGCAAAAACUGUGCAGUAUGGUUAAAUCCAAGUUUAGCCUUGAUCAUCAA